UAAAUUGAGUCAUCUUUUGCUUUCGUUUCUAAUGUUAGUCUAUCCAUUUCUGCACACUCUAAAAUUUUGGUAAUAAUACUUUUCUUUUCUUUUUUUUUUGAAGGGGGUGUCAUAAAGCCAGGCUUAAGGCAGAGAGAAAUUGGGGUCAGGGUCUUGGGCAGAAGAGGCAAUGCCUACUUUCAGAGAUAACAGACCAGGAGAGUUGAAAGGGACCUUGGAGGUCAUCUAGUCCAACCCCCUGCUGAAGCAGGGGACCCUUAUACCAUUUCUGACAAGUGGCUGUCCAGUCUUUUCUUGAAUGCCUCCAGGGAUGAAGCACCCACAGCUUCUGGAGGCCAGCUGUUCCACUGGUUGAUUUCUCCUUAUGUCUAGGUUGAAUCUCUCUAGGUUGAAUUAGAUGUUGGACUAUCUUUGGUCUUCAGGAAGGUUUUCAAGACCUGGAUGUUUCUGAGCCCAUCAUGGGAGGAAAAUGGUCCAAGGCGGGAGUCGCGAGGGGCGAGCGGAGGAAGCGGACCAUUUACACGAAGGAGCAAGUGGCCCGUCUGACCGAGGCUUUCGAAGCGCAUCCGUAUCCCGGCUACGAGGCCCGCGAGCGCUUGGCACGCCAGAUCGGCAUCCCGGAGGCGCGGAUCCACGUCUGGUUCCAGAAUCGGAGAGCCAGGCAACCGAAAACAUUCAACCCCCGGGAAAACGAAAGGCCGGAGGACUCUUCCGUGCCAAGACCAGCAACUGGCAAUCUGGACUAUUCAAAUCUCUCCUCUGGACCCGUUUGGGGUGACUUGAGGCCACUGGAGAGAAACUGGACCCUCCCAGGCCACCCCCAAACCUUUCCACAGCUGGGAGGGAGCCAAGAGCUAGCUGCUUCCACAUUGCAGGACUCUGUUGAAUCCACUCUUCUCCCAGUCCUGCCCAGCUCUGCCAACUGGGACUCCGGUGCUCCCUCUGGAUCUGGACACUUCCCCACCAUCCCCCCACCUACCCCACAGCAUCACUUUCUACAAACGCCCCAUGACACUUAUUCCUAUCAGCCCUACCACCAACAGCAGGCUCCACAGCUGGGGGGUCAUUUCUAUCCCACCCCAUCCUGCUCAUCUCCGGAGUCAGCCUUGAGUCUCCACGGAGCCUUGGACCCGCAGGAACCUUUGGGUCUGAUUCCGGCACCAGCUACCAAUGAGCAGGUACCCCAGCCUGGCUUUUAUGGGAAUGAAGAGGCAAACUGGGAAAACUGGAGGUAACCGGUCCCGCGGGGGGGGGGUGUCGGUCUCUGAAUUUCUCCUUUCCCAUUUUACUGCUUAUUUAUUCAUCAGAGCACUUCGGGUUAAGGGGAUACCUGUUUUAAAAAGAACUUAAAGGAAUGUGUAUCUGAAGCUGCUUCUCAAAUAAGGGACAAUUUGCAAUAAAACUUUGUUCUCCAGCUGUGGUUGCCCGUGUUUUCUUAUUCCUAGAACGAGGCCAAGUUGAAAACUGAUUUCACUUUAAAAAAAAAAAGAAAAAAGAAAACUUGUCAGGGAAGAGGAUUAUGGGGUGUUAAGUCAUGUUUACUCACAAGCAAAUGCCAUGUGCGGUGGGUGGAUUAAGAGAGAAGGUCACCCUGCGUUUACAGACUUUCUUCUCUUGCAAAGCCAGACCAACUAAGGGGGAAAAGAACAAAUACCGUGAAAACGGGAGGAAAACUUCCACAGUUCUAUUUUUUCCUUCCCUUUGCUUUUUGCAAAGCCAAAAAAUAAAAAAUAAAUUCUUAGCCAGCAUCACCAACCAGAGCCAGAAAACUAAGUGGGUUAUUUUGCAGGGAGUGUCGUAAAAAUCAGGCUUAAGAGAGAGAGAAAUUGGGGACAGCUUGGUCAAAGAGACAAUUCCCCCAUUUGCUGAUAUUUGACUAACCCUGAUAUUGCUCUUCAGGAAGGUUUUCAAGAUGUUUCUGGAUAAUGGGUAACAGAAAUGAGUAUGCAAAACAUCCAGUAUAAGCCUGAGACAUUGUUGUUCGGAAUUCUUGAAAAUAAUGUUAGUAAAGAAGAUAUAUAUUUAUUCACUCAUGUGGU
Molecule: messenger RNA, 2039 nt
Organism: Crotalus tigris (Tiger rattlesnake)
Lineage: Eukaryota; Metazoa; Chordata; Lepidosauria; Squamata; Viperidae
Product: double homeobox protein 4C-like
Exons: 3
Coding region: 459-1235 (258 amino acids)
Molecular function (GO): DNA binding
Source: RefSeq, a predicted model, not a curated record